Spirometra erinaceieuropaei is the source of this 14336-nucleotide messenger RNA. The record is from the annotation of a GenBank genome assembly. NCBI's taxonomy places the organism in Eukaryota, Metazoa, Platyhelminthes, Cestoda, Diphyllobothriidea, Diphyllobothriidae.
AUGCGACUGACGCCGGCCUGCCUGCUGGCUGCGAAGGCGGACUUUGAACACAUUUGGGAACUGGGCAUCAUCCGACUGUCCGAACACCCAUGGGCACCCCCUCUGCCCAUGGUGGCCAAGGUGAAAUCAGGCGACUGGUAACCCUGUGGCAACUACCAUGCCCUCAGCAAUCCAACCCUUCCCGACCAUUACGCAGUGUCUCGUCGUUAAGAUUUUGCCGGAGACUUUUCUGGCAAAGCGGUUUUCUUGAAGAUCGACCUCGUACACACUCUCCACCAAGAUGCCUGUCGCACCAGAAGUUAUCCCUAAAACAACCAUCAGUCCUGCCUCUGGCACCUGCCAAUUAAUCUACAUGACAUUCGUUUAUCUCGAUGUCGCCCAACGGUUCCAAAGGUCCGUCGACCAUGUUUUACGUGGUCCAUCCUCUUUGUACGGCUACACUGACGAUCUCAUGGUUGGCUGGGAUGUCAAAUGACACACGGAACGCCUUACCCUCAAACCUGCGUUUUGACGCCGACACAUGGAAGAUACUUUUCAUUAUUCAGAAGGUCAGAUUGCCGGGUUUUUAAGAGCUGCUCAACAGUUCCUUCCUUGACACUCACUUUACAAGAGAGUAAGGGGAGUCUGUGAAAGUUUCCUUCGUUGGCGUGCUCUUCAAGUGUAGACUUCGUGGUAAGCUCAACAAUACAAUGUAUAGGAAGGCGGCUAACACAACCCAGAUCUUCUGCUAUCAUAACAACCACCCGGUGGUGCACGAAGGGAUCUACGUUUGGGCGCUAUUUGAUCGAGUAAAAUUUCACCGUAGCAACCGCAAUGAAGUGUUCAAGCGCAGCAGCAGCUCAGGGACCAUUUUGCAAAGAAUAGCUAUCCAAAGAAUUUCAUCGGUCGCUUCAUUCGUACGACCUCGCGACGGACAAAGGAAGAGGGACACCAAUGAUCUACCACUCACUACCGUAUAUAAAGAAUGUGUCCGAGUCCACUGAACGCAUUGCGACAGAUUUAGGCGUGGGCAUCACAAACCGUUCGGGGGUUGCCAUGCGUACCAGAAUCACGAAGAUAAAGGAUCGGUUGCUUUUGAGCAGAUUAGGAUGGAAAAAAGUCUGGUUUUACAGCUUUUCAAAAUGUGACUGUCAACAGCUUGGAGGCCCCAAAACCAGAAUGCAAGGAAGACAGUCAAAUGGAUAAAGUUUACUCAGGCGUAACCAGCGUUCUAACCAGGCAAGUGGAUGCAUCCGAACCGCGUUCGGCUGUGGUCAAUAAGCGGAGAGGAGAGUAUUGCCAAGUGCCACAGGGUCUCAAGUCACAGAUGGAGUUACGCGCGUAGGCGGACCGUAGGCAGCACGGGCAAAUGGCUGCGUCGACGACCGUGAGGACGGGCGGCUACAGGUCAAUGGAGACUGUGGCCAGUAAGACGAUGCUUCUACAUGCUAUACGUACACGCAGCCCGUGAAAUAUUACUCCUGAUUAUUUAGGAAAUGGAGUAGUCUUUUGUCUCAUAGAAUUAAGUAAACAUUUAUCGAACCAAUGUAGUGUUUGAAUGAAUCAUCUCUAUAGGCCUCACUGGUUAACUGUCCCACUAGAAUCGCUUUAUCCUCUUUCGUGCUGGUUAGGGGCCUGGGGCCACUGGAGAUGUCAAAAUCAACGCACGGCAGGACGAUUCUCAAGCGGUCUUACUCCCAGGCUUCUAAUGGAGGACCUAGUGGUUCACCAAAUAGUUCAGGUGUCGAUACGCCUCCAAAAGCUUCACCCGCCGUAGCUAUGAAAUCAAAGUCCAUGAACACGAGCCUUAAAAGGUUAGUAUGUAACACUUUUUAUGAUGCUUUUAUCAUGUUAAAUGUUUGAUUGCUUGUGCAGUAUGGUUCCGGUUGCUUUUCAAUGCCUGAGUCAUAUGGAGACGAUAUCGUCUCUAUUGUUUCAACAGUCAACGUAGUUCUUAUUUUACAUAAUAUCUGGAAAUAGGCAGUUUAAGGCACACUUUCUCAGCACCUUGUAUGUACAUAUAGCAAAACCAAAAGGGUUCACAACGCGGCUGUCUUCUGGCCGUUUCUGGUCGCGCUUACUGAUACCUUCACAUAGUGCCCAUCUAAGCACGACAACCUGCGGAAUCGACUCUGGUGAACUCGGAUUACAUUCUAUUCCAGUGAAGCGGGCUGACUAAUGAUCGCGCUCAUAUUUGGACGGACCGGUUUAAACCGGAUUUUGUGCUGACUCCGUUGCCGCAUCCGGUUGAGGCAUUAGCCAAGGGAGACGAGAGAAGGCUUUAUCAGACUUUAUGUUGUGGGUAGUCUGAGGUAUCCCUGCAAUGUCGCAAUGGGUGUCGACUGUUGCAUUCGAGGAUUCUUCGGUGUACUUUUCGCGAAUGCCCGAACCGCAUCUAAAUUAUUCCAACUUUGGUCGUCUUCCGCUCGCAACGGCUGAUUCGCAAACCUAUAUAUGGUCUGACUGAACGAAUGUCUAGUACAUUAAGUAUUUAGUGACAAUUUAAAUCUGAGUACGUUAUUGUCGCCUCGAAAUGUAUGCAUUCUCGUGAGCUGCAUUUAUUUAAUUAUUGUUCCUGUGCUUGCUCUGUUUACUGGGCAUGGACUCCGGUCUUGGGCAUUUGAAAUUAGUCACUUAAAUUUGGCAGUCCGUGGUCACGAGUGACCCGGACCCAUAUUUUGUGUUGUCAAGACUGGUCGAGGGGGGCGAUAUCGCUAACAUUAUCGGGCCUAGUCAGGUAGCCUCCAAGUACACCUGUGGCAUUAUUAAAAUCGUGUGCAUUUUUCAAAAUCCAAUUGAGGUCGUACUUACAUGGAAUGAGUGACGGCACAUCUUGCAACUGAACGCCUGGCCAGGUAUCGAACGGCAAAAACGGCGGCUGUAGGGCGGUAGUAGGCUCUGCUUACAGCUGUAAUUGUCGCCAGCAUGUCGAGCUCCAUUUCUUCACCAGGGUCCAUGACGGACGGACUCGAAUGCUACAUUGAGGCAGCGGUCUCACCCAGAACUAUUUGAAACUGACAACAUCAUCCACUUGACACCUAUUACUCUCGAGAGGUGCCUUCGCUUAGUCAGGGAUACAACUUGAAAAUAGUUUGGUCUUUCCAGCGUUUAGGGAUAAACCGACUGAUUUUGCAACUUCAUUCACCCGUGGCACCACAGACUGUAGUCUAGACUAGUCAACCAGUGUCGGGGUGCAAACUUCACAUCGUCAAAACCACAUAGGGAUCUUCUGAGAACCCAGUCAAUGGCGUGGUUGGACAGAAUGGGCGCCAAGAUACAACCUUAUCGGACGACAGGCCGAAUGUGAAAUGGUUGGGAGAGGUUGUUAUGGAAGAGUGCUCGCGCAGCGGUGGAGAGAUAGUGGGCCUUGGCUGUGGCGAUGAAUUGGCCGGCACACUAUCUAGUCCCACUAUUCGCCACCGGGACUCGCGACGAACGAAAUCAGAUAUAACGACGAAUUCGACAAAGCAGACGGCCGUCGGUUGCCGGUAGCCGUAGCAGAAUUCUAGAAUGCGCCUCAGUGCCGGUGUAUGACCCACGCAUCCACGCCCAACUCGGGAUUCGCCUUGGUUGGGCCUUGUCCUGGAGUCACACACAGACUGGAAUCGUCUGAGAUGAGCAACGCCGAUGUAGCUUGAAGAAGUGCACAAGGAUGCCUGACUUCCAGUCACUAGGAACUACCUCAUCUCUUCACGCUUACUCAAUCAUCUUAUGGAGCCAGGGCGUCAGUGUUGACACAAGACUUGUAGAUUUCAGCAAUAACGCCGUCCUCUUUGGACGCUUUAUUGCUGUGCAGACUAUUCCAUCGACAACUUUCCCUUAGAAGUGGGUUCGCACAACACUGCAUAGGCUGGAGAGGGAUAAAACUCCGCUGCAGACGAGAACGAGGAUGUUGUGGGUUGCUUAUCCAAAUUGCUCAAAGUGCUUACGCUACCGAUCGACCCUGGCCGAGUUGUUAGCAAUAAGGCUGCCAUUCACAUCAUGAACAGUCACUAGAUGUUUAGGGUUUAUCACUAACUUUGCGGAUACUUUGGCAGAGUUUUCGAAUGCCAGCAACUUCUGAGACCCGCUCCAUUGAGGUGGCUGUCUCAGCCCAAUAUUCCUACAGGUCAUCCCUAACUGACUUUGGCAUCAUUUUCCGGAGUUGGCGGAAGGAAGCAUCGUAGCAGGACCUAGCUCGAGCUGUCUAGGCUAACAGUUAUAGGGUUCUUCCGCUGAUCCAGUUACUGCGGCGCCGCUGGGUCAGUCCAAAAAUUUCCUCAGCUGUCCCACAAACUCAACUUUAGUGAUGAUAAUUGGCCACUGCCUUCUCCGUCUGCUCGGGUCGUAAAACGGGACCGGAUUUCCGUGCUCAGGGCCUUGGUUGUGGCGGUUUUCGAAAUUUUGUGAAACUAAGGCGUCUCGCACGUGGCAUUUUGGAUGUAAGUGAGAGGCGAACUUUCGGGGGUAUGCGAACGAGAACAUGGUUAAAUCCAUGGACGCUACCAGUAUCAGCGCCAAGUAUCGAUCCGCUAUCUUCGACCCACUUGCGGAACCUUGAGCUAGGUAUAAUGCGGUUGGUCUGACUGGCCGUAUGAAAGUCGUUGGAAUACCAGUUCAGCAGAUGUUUGUGUCGAUGCUGGUAGCGCAUGUUGGUGACAAACAGUCGGUUCUGAUAAACAAUUCAGCAUUCUCUCCAUUGUCUCAUUGAGGGCCAAACUCUAAGCGGCCGGUAAGGUGACUGUUUGAGAAGUCGCUGGAUCCAGUCUGGCAAUUCCAGUCCCUGGUAGCAAUCAGCAAAUCAGGGCGAAGGAGUCUUUCAAGUAACUCCUGCCGAUGUGAGUAGAAGAUAUCUUUAUCGCACUAUUUGACAGCUGAUGUUGACGCGUACACGGAGAAGACAGACAUUCGUUAAGUGACCCUUCAGUCGCACGUAGGCGAUCCGGGCAUUGGUUUCCGCAAAAGCAGUGCACGGUUUGAUUGUUCUGAGAGGACGAUAGCCACUGUGUCUACCAGAAGAGUCGCGUGGUCCGCCAUGGUUCUUGAUUCCCGUGACCUUUGUUUCCCCAGCGUCUGGGUCAGAGAUUCAGACUCCAGACAGGCAGCAGACAUCCACGUUGUACUGGUAAGGACCACGCACCGUCAGAUUUUGUGUACCGUGGUGCUGAAACGUUCGCACAUCCCAGAAUCCGGUACCGAGAGUUUGUUCCCAUUUGAGUAGUUUAGCUCACAUACUAUUAACCCGCGUCGCCGGGCAGGGUUGCGGAGCACAUGGGUUCCCGCGAAUGUCGUAGCGUGGAUCGUAAUGUUGCAGUCGCACAUUUCAUGAGGUUUCUUGGCGAGUUUGAAUACAGACGAGUCCCCAAAAGCCGUUGAAAUUGUCUGUUAGAGGUUGUCUUCUCCUGCUUUUUGGCUCAAGAACCCUAAACAGAAUGCACCAGUGGCAAGCAGACUUAUCUUAUGGCGGUUCGCAGUCGCCAUGUCCAAGUGCCGGAGCUGGGAUAGGGCGCAGGUGGCUGGCACGGCGAAAACCCGCACCUGAGCGUACCACCACACCCUCGGUCCACAACGUACUUUGACCAAGGAUUUACACAGGGAACGCGGAACCAACGCUCUUGUGACGGCGUGUGGCUUAUGAUGAUGGUAUCCCGGGUAAUGGCUGGGGAUGACCAUGAUGACGGGGUUACAUUGUCAAACUUCUAUAUUGGCUGUCAUCAAGGACAUCAGCAUUUGAGCCCUCGAAAGUAGCUGUAGGUAGCUCAUAAUGCUAAGAAGUAGAAAAUUCGUCUAGUUGAAAGUUUAUUUCCUUUUGAGUUUACCGUUCGCUAUGUAACUAAACGACGCGCAGAUGUUUACUUCGCCUUACACCCCGUCUCUUGGACCCUCCACCCGUUCUGUUUUUAAGCUCAGCCACGCUACUGCUCGAAGUUUUUCCUUUACUGCCGCGCGUUAAUCCGACAAACUAACUGUGGGAUUGUCUGACGUCACGGCACGCUACUGCUAAGCGCGCUUUGUCGGCAGCCCAAAUGGGUUUCGCGGUUUUUGUCGUGAAGCUUCUUCAUCACAAUUCUCGCUUGUGGUUCGACUGCACGCCAAAUGUUAAUCGCAUAGUUUACGGAAUGUGGUGAAAUGUGAUCAUUGCUGUAAUGCGAUGUAAAAGGAACGGCAGGCCAUCACCUGAUUUCUUGCCUAGCUAGAUCUGACCGGUCGUGUUGCGCCAAGCUAGUGGGUUAGGCAGUAGCAUACGUUGUGUUAGCCUGUUUAUCUUACUGUAUCCACUUUUUUACUUACAAUCCGUGGGAAAUUGACACCUUGCAAAGGUUCGUUUCUCGUUCCCACUUCGGCGUUGGUUAUGUUUCCGACUUCAAAAUGGCUGGCUUAGAAAAAACCCCUGACAAUGUCUCUUGACGCACAAGCUGAAUUUCCUUUGUAGUCAUAUGCCUCACGUGUUUCUAACUCCGCAACUUUUGGUUCGUUAAAUUAGCCGAAAUCCGUUCGUUCUCCGCCAGUUGACGCAUACAUUUGCUCGACCUGACCUGCAUUCAUGCUGGUCGGCAACAUAAGUGACGUAGGCUCCCUUCUGACCUGAAUGCAGUACUUUUUUACUAACACAUUAAAAGUAAAUGCACAUACAUAAACAAGAUCCGUUAGAUUUUGUUGGUCUCGCCGUUCUUUCCUUGAUUCUUUCGGCUUAUCUUUUAAAAUCUUUAUGUGUAUGGAGGCGUACUGAUUAAGUCUAUCUAUCGAAAUACGGAAUUUGGGAGUUCAUACAGCCAGUAAUGUGGUCCUGUAGUGAAGUUGCUUAUACCGAUUGGACAGUCUAGGCCAUUUCAAGUAUUCGACGAAUCGUCGAACAGAAGUGUUUUUAAUCGCUGCCUUUGGGGCACGAUUUUGGGCCAUAUGUCUAAUGCUUCAAAAGAGCCAUUUCGUCACCAGCUUCUGGACAGUUGUUUCUUUCGUCCCCAACAUGCUCAGUAGCUCUGUCAUACGAGGGUCUUAGAGUAGCGAAGAAACUACGUUAACCACCUAAUGCCAUCUAAAUUCCUGAAUACACCGGCGUCAUACUCUUAACAAAUGCAAAAUUCAUCGCUGUGUGUCUCAGGGGCAGUCAUACGAACAGUCGACUGACUAGUUCCUAGGCUUUGUCAAUCACGGACCAGACCAUUUCAUCACCACGCCCGAGGAAGGUCCAAACCCUCGCGUUCUGCUGUCCAUAGGAAUCCGGAUAAACAGAAUGUGACCAAGUAUCAACCAAAGUUCUGGGCUCGCUAUGUCGAUGAUACCUUCGUCGUUGUCAAAACAACUGACAUUGAGCAUCUAAAGGAACUACUAAACUCGGUCGACCCGGAUAUCCAAUUUACGAUUGAAGCAGAAACGAACAACUAACUGCCAUUCCUUGACGUGCUUGUGCGUCGGUGUACAACUGGACAACUUCAAACCGCAGUAUUCCGGAAAUCCACCGACACGAGCAGAUCCAACACUUCAACAGCAACCAUCCUCUGUCUCACAAACGUAGCUGUGUCCGCACUCUAUUCCAAAGAGUCGAAACACAUUGCAGCACGCCAGAAGAUAAAAGAGGCGAACGAAUGUAUCUUCAGAACCUUUUUGCAGCCAAUGGAUACCCCAGACAUUUUAUCGAGAGAAGCAGACGUCGGACGCACAGACGACGGCCAAAUGAGCAGCAACCUGAAGUAUGGAGGGCCAUUCCCUACGUUAAAGGGGUCUCUGAAGCGGUCUCGUGAUUGUUACAACCCACCAGAGUAGGCAUAGCCUAUCGACCCCAGGCAACAAUUCGACGCCGCCUGAUGCAACCUAAGGACCCAUUGCCACCCGCUGAAACUUCAGCAGUCAUCUACAAAACAAAUGGCAAUGAGGGCGACAGCAACUAUGUGGCAGAAACUGGGCGGAAAUUGCAGACUCGCCUACAAGAGCACAAAUCGACUACACGGAGGUUAGACCCGAACUCUCAAUUAGCAACACACGUUGGAGAAACUGGGCAUACUUUCGAUCUCCAGCGAGCUACCAUCUUAGGCCGGGGCAACACAAAAGCCGAACGGCUAACUCUCGAGGCGUGGUUCUCCGAUGCCCACUCUAUCAACAGGCAUCUGGACCUUCCUACAGCCUACAAAGUCCUACGUCAUCACAAUCGUAGAGCUCAGGACCAAACGACCACACCGGGCUUAAGGAGGCCAUACGGAGACAGCCCGACGGCGAGUUUACUCGGUGAAGAAGAAGAAGCACCGCCAGACCGACCACCCGACACUGGUUCAGUCACCUCCCCUCCGGCGGAGUGGUGACUCACAAUGCACGCAGACAAAACACCAGUCAACCAUCCCCUGAUAGGCCGCGGCAGCGAGAGGAGAGAGAAAAAAAAAGGAAAAAAUCGACUAGCAUGAGGCCGUCCAACGUGACACGCCACUUGGGAUCUCUGGUGGAUUGAGUGCAUUUUACGCUUUGGCAAUGGAGAGCCGACCAAGCUCUUCGAAACGUCAGCAUCCUAAUAAACCUGUUCCGGUGAGCCCACCUUCUUCAAAUAAUCAACCCGGAUCUCUCAACUUUGCCAAUCUGAACAGAAUGUGGCUAAAAUGUAACUUGAGUGUGGCAAGUGGAAGCAGACGCCCCGGCCUUGUGCAUCUACAGCAUAUCAUGGAAACCGUUUGGCCUGCUUCAGCAUGUGUGGAAUCGUUAAUCAGUCCUGCCCACGCGCUGUAGUUAAAUGUCAAGUCCCCCCACAACCGCUACCCAGUGACUAUUUCGUUCUCGGACAAGUACCUGUCUUUCACUACUGUUAAUAACACUGCAGCUGCUGCUACCACUACCAGUAUUGUUAUUUCGGCCGGCGAGACGACGCCGCCACAGCCACCGCCACUACAGCGGUAGGUUCCCUGCAGAUAGGGUUCGACUGACAUGUCGGUGGCCUCCACGUGAUGUCAGCAAAAAGCGACGCUAAAUCUGAGGCGAUGUUUUUUUUUGCUGUGCAACCAGCCGUAAUUUUUGCCACUCCCGCGCCUUGGAAUUCUCAAUCAUGGAGAAUUAUGGCUAACGUAUCGUCUCAGCUAGUCAAGAGGCUCCGCGGAGAAAAAGCGCUCAGCGGUUGUGGCAAAAUUCUUACGGCCUUCGUCAUAUGCUUUUUUCCGCCAUAUAGUACGAAUUUUUAACUUCUGGGAGCGUCAAAUUAUACUAUUUACUCGGGUUGUUUCUUGGACGUUAUUUCGGUCAAUGGGUCCAUAUGUUCCAACGAAAUAAAAGUAGAUAUCCCUUGCCGGAAACAAAACGCGCCUUCCACGACCAGUUACUGGGUGAUUUUCCGAUUGCUUCAUGCCUAAUCACGUUAACAAUAUAGUUGUGUCGCCUCCUUUCGUCUACCUUGGGAAGUGUGUAAACAGUCAAUUAGAGCAGUUGAAAGAUCUCGGCGAUAUUGCUUAAUGGUACUCCCGUGAUGGCGACAUUGUAAAUAAUCACGAAUUACGUCUAGGCUGCUCUUGUCAGUCCCCGCAGACUGUGUGUCUUUGCCCCUAUCCUUGUUUAGCGCAAGGUAGGUAGAUGAUUUCCAGAGUUUAGAAAGUGGAUGAAGACACAGUUAAAGGAUGUGUGGGGUAAUUAUGUAAGACCAGCUGCAGUAGAAGUGUCGCUGAUAAGUACCAGGGAACGCGAGUUUGGCGGCCCUCUAAGGCUGCCUCCCAAGCUUCCCCUGGAGAAGUAAUUUAUACGCCUGUCUCUAUUAGGCCAACCUCUGAAUUCUCCCUGAGUACAUGUGAAAGAAGGAGAUCAGACCUUAUUUUGCCAUCGCACUAACUCUGAGAUCAGUCAUUACUAGUCACUGACAGAAAAGUACCCUGGAGCCUUUGGAGAUUCGUGCUCAAUGCAUUGCGCCUGCUAUUCGAGUCGUUUGGCUACAAUAAUCAGCCGUGACCAUGGUGAACAGCCGGGCAUUUUCUCCGUCGUUAACCUUCCCUCCACUCAUCAGCGGAGGGCAACUAAGCGCCGUGAUUUUUUAGCGGAAUAGUGGGUCCCUCACGUCUUGGUGAGGGACUGCAGUGAAUUUUGUGGGGCUUUUUUGGUUUUACACAUGAUAUUGCCUUCUAAGGCAGGUUGCUUUGAAUCUCCACGAGUGGUACAUUUGAGCCAUGCUCGUUUUUUGUCGUAACUCCUCGUGGUGGUCUACAUUAUUCGAGAAGCGCAUCUCAGCUUCAGACGACGGUCCCCAUGUCAUUAGGCAGUUGCUGAGACCCGGUGUUAGGCACCCGCAGCUGACCUACUGUUCUACACAAAACCCAGAAGCCACCAUUAGGUUUCAUGCCAUGACGUCUUCCCACAUGCCGAUCAUUGUCAUGGUUGGGCGCAUUUCGGUCCUAGAUUAUCUCGCAGGGAUAAGCAUUUUCAUUAUAAAUAACGAGUCCUGAGGGCUCUUUCCAUUUCUUAUACACACAAUUUUUGGCAUCUUUGUGCCCUUUACUUCUAACCAUCUUCUUUUUAAGGAUUCAGAAGGAGCUUGCCGACAUUACUGCAGAUCCCCCACCAAACUGCAGGUAAGUGAAUUAGCCUGACCCGUUCCUCACUUUUCAGUGCAUUUCCUCGCGGCGAGAACCUCUACGAGUGGGUUUCCACGAUUUUGGGUCCCCCCGGCUCUGUCUACGAGAGUGGCAUCUUCCUACUUGAUAUCCACUUCCCUUUGGAUUACCCAUUUAAACCACCGAAGGUCACCUUCAAGACUCGAAUUUAUCAUUGCAAUAUCAACAGUCAUGGCGUGAUAUGCCUGGACAUUUUGAAAGUACGUCCACUUUUUUCCCACUGUACUUUAUAAGGAUAUCUUGUUUUGAGAAGGCCCAGAUGGUAGCCUUUACCGCCUCUCUCUCUCUCACUCUCUCCUCUCCUCUCUUCCCCUCCACUCCUCUCUCUAGGGGUACUGUUUUUUGUGAACCCAUUUUGUCCCCGAACGUCCAAGUGCAGUGGUUUACUUGCAGCUACUUGCGACAAUGUUACUACUGAUUUAGUCAGCCCCAUGUCGCGGGUUCACGGUAUCACACGUAAUUGUCUUCUGCACUGUUUAUCGAGUAGAAGUGGCGAAUAUGUGUCGGGUACACGUGAGCCUGGUCGCAAACCCGCCUUAUCGGGGAUGCUUUGAUGGGAACCCAGGUUUUGUAUUUGAGACAAUUUCGUGUUAAGUUAGUCACAGUGAUUUUCUUAUCAGGUAAGAUUUGUGACUUUCGAUCCGAAAAGGAUCUUAUUUGGUCAAACUAGUUGCGGAUAAAAAAAAAGAUGACCAUCGCCACUGGACGUUGACGGCCGCAAACUCCUCUGUUGUUUCUUGGCCGAGGCUAGCUUUUUUGGAGGCAAAUUUCCCUGCAAGGACGCAGUAUGCGACUCCACUCAGGAAACAAAAACCAGGUCAUCAUAGCAUAUUGCGUCCUCGCCUUUUAUAAUUGACGCCUCCACGCUGUCAUAACUAGCUGGAAUAUAAUCUGCUUCUCUUGUAAAAACAAACCGGGAAAACUGCGACAAAUGCUCAACUUUUGCUCGCGCUGUCAGAUGUUUUGAUAACUUCAUCAUUCAUAGAUGUUUUGGCAGAUUUUGAAUAAUUCAUGUUGACUCAACUGUGAAAAACUCGGCGCCUCGGUGGGAUUCGAACCCAAAACAUCUGUGAAUUACGUGUGCCUGGUAGUCAUCUGGUGGAUUCUAGGUGAAUCCUGCUUUUGCAGCCAACUUACUGUAUCAGAUUUGGUGGAUUCCAGACGCUGCAGUAGGUUGGGCGGGUAACUUGACCCGAAUGGGAUUAAACUCGCGUCGUCCGGCGGGGCCCCGUAGCUCAAGUGGUUAGAACGUUGGCUGUACUAAAGCCUUCCCCGUACUGCGUGGGUUCGAAUCCCACCGAGGCGCCCAGUUUUUCACAGUUGGCUCAAUAUGAACCUUCAUCAUUCCUCGGGGAUCAGGUUCCUGGUAUGUGGGCUCUUUUGCAAAUAUCUGUAAAUGAACUGAGCCCUAGGAUGCAACUUUUUCCCUUAGUGUGGUCGCAUACCGCGUCCUUACCAAUUUCCCGAUAGAAGUAGUCGGAGUUUCGGAGGGCAAUUCAUUACCUCCAGGCUGUUUAUCCUAAACUACUAGGGAAAUUUAGCCGAUUGCGGCCCAUUCCUUGUUGGUUUUCUUCUCGGUGCUGAUCCAUCGGUUCAGUAAUUUACUUUGAUAAGCCAUCAAUAUCGAGGUGUGUAAAUGUUGACCUUGCCGUCUGCCAUGUACGGGAUUGAGUAGUCUUCAUGACAUUCGUGGUCGUAGCUGUCAGCUCAAUGUCGGGCAUCACUGCUGACGUUUGCAUAACAUAAGGUGGCAAACUAAGACGUGGGAUAAAGAGGGGAUCGAGCGGGCGAACAACCUGUCAGACUACUUACGAGCAGGGUAAACAACAAUUGCUUGUCUGAGGUGAAAAAGCGGUUCAUUUGAACAGCCGCCUCGGAACUGCCCUCUCUCGUACCGAGUUUUCAGUUUAUAACCUCAUUGGCUGUUCAUAUUUUAGUUUUACCUGGUAUCAGUCACCUUCCAGCCCCAUCGCUAUCUUGUUAGUCUUCAACUGACCUUGUGGCAAGCGCAUCCCUCCUACGUCAGGGCCAGGUCAAUUCAUUCAGUUCAUCCAGCUUUCAGAAGGACACAUGCUUGUUUUCCAAUGAAAGCUCGUUCCCCACUGUCGCCGCACAGCGUGCCCUUUUCGCCUGCAAGGUGUUGUCUAGGUCCUUUAGUAGGGGAUGUCCGGUUGAUGUGAAUCCCGUGAUUUUAUUGAGUGAGGCAGCUCCUAAGCCAGUCAGUUCAUUGUCAGAAGUGUUGUUUUUGAAACUUCCUGGGAAGACAGCCUCGAAUCUUGUUCUAAAUGUUAGUAAACUUGGAGGGGUUCAUCACGCCAAUUACUCGUUUAAAAACCGGAAACUACUGACUCCAGCAGCUCCCGGUUGUCGCCUUUUAAGUCGUUUCGUGUCUGUCACAAUCUGGGUAACAAUCGGGAGAUGGCACCCAAGAAAAUCCGCCUAACCAAAGCAGCCUGUCUUACGGGGCAGGUGGUAAUAGGGGUUUUAUGGGUGGUGCCUUAUAGGGAUGUACGAUACUGCCCGACGGAAAGCCUUAUUUGAACAGGUAAAUGAACGAAUUUGGCCCGCUCUCCUUUCCGUUAUUAGAAAAUGGGUCGCCAAAGGCCAUAUAGUGCUAACGGACGAGUGGAAGGCGUAUAAUCGUCUUCCCUCAGAAGGUUAUCUACAUUUCUAUGUUAACCACGCAAAGAACUUCAAGAACCCUACCACCAGACGGCACACCAAUGCCACUGAGGCAUACUGGAGUAGACUGAAGAGGAAACUCCACAAGGGAGUCCCAGUAUGUGGUCGAGCUGUGUGGGCCCACAGAGACGAAGUAGAGUAUCGUCUUUGGUUUGACCUCAAUGCCAUGUCUUUGAAAGAUGCCUGGGAACUGUUCCUGUCCCAUGUUGUGCAGACUUAUCCUAUUUAAAAGUGAUUUUGUUUUGUAAUAAACUGUCAUAAUGCGAAUGUAUGCCGUAUAUUCCGGUGUAUGUGUAACGAUGGGGAAGGUUGGGUAAUAGCGACCAUCGUCCAUGUAACCUCCUGCGAUGUUCGUUCGGCCAGCCCAUGUUAGGCCGUCGCGGAAAGUCCAAGUAGUGCGUGAAAGUAGGCCUGCAACCGCCGAUAUAGCCCGAAGGCGUUUCAGUCCACUGUUAAAGGUAUUAUUUCUAGGUAACGGAUUUUUUUGGGUGUCAUCUCCCGAUUGUUACCAUAAUCUGAAAAUCAUGCCUUCCCUGUAUCAUAUUAUAUUCUUGGAGGUAAUGUAAGUCCCUCCUUUCACCCCUCUAGAACAACUGGUCUCCUGCGCUCACAAUUAGCAAGGUCCUCCUGUCAAUUUGUUCCCUACUGACGGACUGUAAUCCAGCGGACCCGUUGGUUGGCUCGAUAGCUAACCAGUACAUUCACAACCGCUCUGAGCACGACCGGACUGCCAAACAAUGGACUAAAAAGUACGCCAACUCCGCGAAUGCUCGAGCUUUUGAGGCGGCCGGUGGUCUUCAGCCCAGCACUCUCUCAUCCUCGGACUCCGUUGCGGAUCAUGCCAGUACCGUCAGUUCGCUGAGCAGUUUUCCCGACCACAGUGACGCCUCAAACGACUCUGUUUCCUCUCAGCCACUGCCAAUGGCACCAGCCAGCCGAGUGACUGAUGCGACUGAUCGUCUGAUCAGCAAUGACAAUAACAGCCGUAGCAGCAGCAGCAGCAGCAGUAGUAACGGUACAGCUCCCAUCUCCCGAAACGGCCCACCCCCUGCGAAGUUGGCCUCCCAGAGGUCUGCAGAGAGUGGUGUCUCCCUGCGAGUUCAAGCUAGGAACGAGAGUCACUGA